GAGAGAGUGUGUGAUAGAUAGAGGGGGGGUAGAAUGACAGUUGAAAGAGCAUGUGUGUGUGAGAGGGCUAGAGAGAGAGUGAAGGAGAUUGCGAGCAAGCGGAGCGAGAGCUGAGAGCAAGAGAGUCCCUUCUGUCUCUGGUAGGGAGAGAUAGAGAGAAAACAAGGGAGAAAGAGAGCCUGAAAGGGGGAGAGAGAGAAGAGAUAGAGCGUUGAGAUCUUUCUCUCUGUCUCUGCUGAAGCACAGGAGUCUAUGCCCGAGCUGGAUCCUGCAUAACUCCUUGUCCUCCUCUUCCUCUUGUUGUCUGCGCUGUCUUUAAAACGGAGGGAACCCUCGGACUCAGAGCUCAUCCGUUGCCGUGGCAAUGGGCUGUCGGCUCUCAGGGCCGUGGUUCGGCGAUGGAAUGGGGGUCAGUGGGCGGAAUCUGAGUCACCUGACUAAACGGGAUCUUUCUCACCUGAGCAAACGGGAUGCUCUUAGAAUCCUGGCUGCCUAUGAGAACCCAAUCACGCUGCAGAUCAAGGGCCGGCGUGGGAGGGGUUAUGGCUUACAGGACUGCAGCACGCAGACGGAAAGACACUGGGAGCCCCUCCCCCUGGCCCCCCACCUGGCCCUACACAGUCUGGGGGUCACAGCAGCCGAGACCAUGUCCAGGGUCAACCCGGACGGACACUACUGCAGGCACAUGAGUCUGCCUCGUGAUCACCGUGACAACGGGAGAUAUGAGUACCUGCCCAACGCUCCACAAGACAUAGAGGACAUGGAUCCACUGGGCUACCAGGACCCAGAGCUGGACCAUCGUGUUCCAAGGGAUCAGAGCUGUUUGACUGGCUGCUGCAACACCAACCUUGAGGAGCCCAGCAGUUUCCACAGCCAGACUGAGGAUGAGGACUAUAUGUUGGAGAAACCUCUGGGCUACCUACCUCUCCACCAUGAGCUGGACAGCGGCCUGGGCUGGACCGACGGUAGCCUGCACCAGGGAGACCUCUCUGGCCUGGAGACUGAGGAGGGGGGUCUGGAGGAGUGUCACCCCGGGGGAGGAGGCUCCGGUGGGGGCCUGCUGGUCAGUAGAGGACGGGGUGGAGGUGGUGGGUCUCCGUCCUCUGAAUCCUUUAUCUCGUCUGAGCUGAGUGACUCUGGCUUCUAUAGCGUGAGCACCGGAGAGUUCCGCCGUUUCCAGAAGCUGUUAGAGAAACGCAUGCGCCUGUACAAUGCUCGUCUGCACCACCAAGGGGAGGUGUGUGCACGGGAGCGCCGCGACAGCUGGCAGAAGAACCACAGAGAGCUGCUGGAGGCCAUCCCUGAGGCACUGACCAUGCAGCCCCAGCACUGCCUCACGCCUGGCCUGACUGCUCCAUGCAUGGGCCCUCCACCCCGAGGACUCUUCAGGGUGUCGUCUGUCCAGUUCCGGAAAGCGGAUCGUCCCUGUCUGGGCAAACACAGCUCCAGCAGUGGCUCCCUCUUCAACCCCCAGCACACCCCUGGCCCCCUCUCUGUCCACGCCCCUGUCCUCUCCACCUGCAGUACCCUCUCCGGUCACCACAGGCUUCUGCUGCAGCACCAGGGCUCCAGCUCAGAGGGUCAGCUGAGGAGAAGCAGGACCCUGCACCACCGGGCUCCACCCCAGGAGCGUGUCAGACGGGCCAGUCACCCGUCCUCCCCCUCUUACGCCACCCUGCAGCACUGUGGAGUAGCUUCACUUAGAGACCUGGAGCUGGGCCUGCCUGAAGAGGGAGAACCAGAACUAGUGCUCAGACACCCAGCAGGACUUGCCCCCUCACCUCUGCACCAUGCAACCUCUCCGGGGGAACACAGAGGGGCCAUGCCCUUACCCAGGGGACAUUACUGGGACAAUAGUGGAGGCCGUGACCAGCUGGUUAAUGACAGGAGGCAGCAGGAGAGGAGCUUCAUGACAGACCUACCAGUGUGGGAGAGGGAGCGAGAAAGAGAAAGAGAGCAAGAAAGAGAACGAGAAAGAGAACAAGAGAAAGAAAGAGAGAGAGGAAGAGAGGUGCACCGCUUCCACACCCUCAGCCACCCUCCCCAGACAUCCAUGGACAUCCAUGAGACAUGGCCUAAACCAGCCAACCGUCUGUCCCGCCAGGGGUCCGGGGGUGGUGGGGGCCUCUACAGCACCCUGGAGAGCCACACUGGGUUCGGAUCUGGGGUCAUUGGAGUGUCCAGGAUGGGCUCCAAUCCUAACCACAACCUUGAUACUACCCCUAACACCAACCCCAACCUUCCUAACCCUAACGCAAGGGCUGUGAGGAACCAGAUUCUCCGUGACCGGGCAUCGCGGUUAGCGGACGAGCGCAGCGGGAUGAGUACAGAUGAGGAGAGCCAGGAGGUGAUGAGGGGGAGGUACUGGAGCCGCACUGAGAGACGGGAGCACCUCCUACUGGCCCGCGAGCAGAAACAGCAGCAACAACAACAACAGCAGGCCAGAGGGCAGCAGGCUUACACCAGGCCAGGAGCCAAUGGAGGAUCAGGAUCUAUGAGAGAUAUAGGGGUCAACACAAGAGGAGGAGCUAUGGGUGGACAGGGGGGAGGAGUUAUCCGAGAAGGAGAGGCUAUGUCUGGAGGGGGAGGGUCUUUGGGAGACGGCCGGUGCAGCACGGUGCUGGAGCUCAGCCAAAAGAAGUUGAGUCGUCUGAGGAACAGGAAGCUGUUAGAUGAUUGGACGACGGUGGAGGAGCUGCUUACUCAUGGGACGAGGCUGGGCGCCGGGGAGGAGAUGUCCCUCUGUCCCAGCUCACUACUGACUGUGACUACAGUAUAGAGUGUGUCUCUGCGUGUAUGUCUGUGUAUUUUUCCACCAUAAAGCACCAUGGACAAUACAUUUGUUUGAGGGUAAGUGUAUGCGUGUGAGUAUAUAGGUGUGUGUCACCAAUGUACAGCACCUCUGACAAAGUGUUUGUAUGUGUCAGACCUUCUUACUGACUACUGCAAGUGUGUAUCUAUUACAAUCUGUGUGUGUGUGUGAGAGAGGAUCGGUCUGUGUGUGUGUGUCUGCACCAUGUAUGGCUACCUCAUGCUCAUGGGGUUUGUGAAUCAAUUUGAAACACAAUAUAUUAUCAUGUCAUUUUGUUGAUUUUAUCUUUGGGUAUCUUUUGAGUGCAAAAAUGCUGCCUGGUGACAUUGAUGAAACUCUUACAUUUGGACUUUUUUGCCUCAACUAAAGUUGUGAUUGAGAUUUCUAAAAGCAAUACUGCAUUGUAAGAGAAUCCACCAGAAAACAGCAGCUUACUGGAGAGGAGAUGCCACAACAAAGCUAGUGGAGAACUGUGGAUUGAUAACCACCCUACACAAUCAAUGUGUUUUUGUAACAGAGAUUCCAUUGACAGUCUGAAAGGGGAAUGGUGCUGCAGUAGAAGAUUUUGCUACCGGAUGUGAUCGUGCUAAAACUACCUGGUACCCUUGAUUACACAACAACUAACGCAAUCCAUCCGAUCAUUGGAAUGAUGUUUACAUUGCCUGUCUAUUGAGGCUUUCAUUCUGUAUUCUGAAGUGGUUGUUCCAGAGAUAGGUACUGCAGAGUAGAUGGUGUAGGCUGAGCUGGCCAGGGGUUAGUGGUUUGUUGCUGGAGGUCAGGGCUGUUGUUGUUUAGUACAUAUUCAUUAUGGAACAUACGGAACAACGCUAGGGUACAACGCUCGGGUUUAACACUGGUGGUGUGGUGUCACGCUCUAAUGUCUGUCAUAUUUUGUUUCUCACUUAAUUGUUCAAUAGAUAGGGGUCAGAUGUCAAAUAGGCUUAUGACAGGGUUAUACGGGGCGGCAGGGUAUCCUAGUGGUUAGAGCGUUGGACUAGUAACCGGAAGGUUGCGAGUUCAAACCCCCGAGCUGACAAGGUACAAAUCUGUCGUUCUGCCCCUGAACAGGCAGUUAACCCACUGUUCCCAGGCCGUCAUUGAAAAUAAGAAUGUGUUCUUAACUGACUUGCCUGGUUAAAUAAAGGUUAAAUGAAUGUAAAAUUAAAAAAUAAAAAUAAAAAAAAUACAGGAUUAUGUCAGGGUUAUGUACGCUUAUGUCAAGGUUAUGCAGGCUUAUCAGGGUCAGGAUUAUGUCAGGGCUAUGCAGGAUUAUGUCAGGAUUAUGUCAGGGCUAUGCAGGAUUAUGUCAGGGCUAUGCAGGAUUAUGUCAGGGUUAUGCAGGAUUAUGUCAGGGCUAUGCAGGAUUAUGUCAGGGUUAUGCAGGCUUAUGUCAGGGCUAUGCAGGAUUAUGUCAGGGUUAUGCAGGCUUAUGUCAGGGCUAUGCAGGAUUAUUUCAGGGUUAUGCAGGCUUAUGUCAGGGCUAUGCAGGAUUAUGUCAAGGUUAUGCAGGCUUAUGUCAGGGCUAUGCAGCAAAUGUUAACUAAAGCCACUGUGGUAGGCACUACUCAUACUAUCAUUGAUAACUGAAAUGAAAGGUGGGAUUUGCUUUUUGCGUAGCGUUAUCAGCACUCAUCAUUACUGAGGCUACAGGAUCACACACCUUAAUGCACUGUGUGUGUUUCUCACACACUCACUCAGCGUGCAUGUGAUUCUUACACACACAGCAAGUAGGACUCACACCUGUCUGGUGUGGAGCUGAGAGAGGCAGAAGAAAGAAAGGAGCAACAGAGAGAGAGAUUAUAUAUAUAUAUAUAUAUACAGUGCCUUGCGAAAGUAUUCGGCCCCCUUGAACUUUGCAACAUUUUGUCACA
This is a messenger RNA of Oncorhynchus gorbuscha (pink salmon), 4683 nucleotides long. RefSeq lists its product as uncharacterized. Lineage: Eukaryota; Metazoa; Chordata; Actinopteri; Salmoniformes; Salmonidae. The transcript is spliced from 6 exons. The record is from RefSeq and is a predicted model, not a curated record. The coding region runs from base 365 to 2779 and encodes 804 amino acids.